AUGAUAGAGAGGGACAAGGAGCCACUUCUGGCAGAGCUCAUUGAACCCAGUGAGACAGAAUCCCUGGGAACAGAUGACAAAAGAGAAGCACAAGUUUGUGCUCUCCACUUACUCUCAUGGUAUCAUGAGCCUCUUCAGGAAAGUUAUACUGAAUGUACUACAGUGAAUAAGGUCAGAGACGAAACUCAGAAGAGCUGCGCACGACGGGCAGAAGGGGCUGCUGGGCGCCAUCACCGGCGACCUUUGCGGCCACCUGAGGAGCUGGGGCGCGUUGGGGACGAACCGAGCGCUGCGCCAGGGCACGAGAGGCUUGAUCGUCUCUUUAUUCUACUGGACACCGGUACGACGCCAGUAACAAGAAAAGCAGCUGCACAGCAACUUGGAGAAGUAGUGAAACUGCAUCCUCAUGAACUCAACAAUCUCUUAUCUAAAGUGCUAGUAUAUUUAAGAAGUACCAAUUGGGAUACUCGUAUCGCAGCUGGCCAAGCUGUUGAAGCAAUAGUGAAAAAUGUACCUGAGUGGAAUCCAACUCCAAGAUCAAAACAAGAACCAGGCUCCGAAAGUCCCGUGGAAGAUUCACUCUCAACUGAUCGGUUACGUUUUGACAGAUUUGAUAUAUGUCGCUUGCUGAAACACGGUGCAUCUCUUCUUGGGUCUGCUGGUGCAGAGUUUGAGGUCCAAGAUGAUAAAUCAGGUGAAAUUGAUCCUAAAGAAAGGAUAGCACGACAGAGGAAACUGUUACAAAAGAAACUUGGCCUUGAUAUGGGUGCUGCAAUUGGAAUGAAUACUGAAGACCUCUUCAAUGAUGAAGACUUGGAUUAUUCUCCUUCUUCAGUUUCACUUGUUAACAAACAACCUACUCUUCAGGCUGCAGAGUUAAUUGACUCGGAGUUUCGAGCUGGUAUGAGCAGUAGACAAAAGAACAAAGCCAAAAGAAUGGCUAAGCUGUUUGCAAAGCAAAGAUCCAGAGAUGCAGUGGAAGCCAAUGAGAAGAGUAAUGAUAGCACUGAUGGGGAACCAGAAGAAAAGAGAAGGAAAGUUGCAAGUGUUGUCAUUAACCAACCUGCCACAGACUCAAAAACAUUGGUAGAAAAUGCUCCGGAAGAGGCAAAUGAGUGGCCUCUAGAAAGCUUUUGUGAAGAGGUGUGCAAUGAUCUCUUUAACCCAUCCUGGGAGGUUCGACAUGGUGCAGGUACUGGGCUAAGAGAGAUACUUAAAGCUCAUGGUAAAAGUGGUGGUAAAAUAGGAGACAGCUCUUUAGAAGAGAUGAUUCAGCAGCAUCAGGAGUGGCUAGAAGACUUGGUUAUUAGACUUCUCUGUGUGUUUGCAUUAGACAGAUUUGGAGACUUUGUGUCAGAUGAAGUCGUAGCACCAGUACGUGAGACCUGUGCACAGACUUUGGGAGUUGUGUUGAAACAUAUGAAUGAGACUGGAGUUCAUAAAACUGUGGAUGUUCUCCUGAAGCUGCUUACACAAGAACAGUGGGAAGUGAGACAUGGUGGUCUUCUGGGAAUCAAGUAUGCUUUGGCCGUGCGUCAGGAUAUGAUCAACACUUUAUUGCCUAAAGUCUUGCCUGCAAUAAUUGAAGGUCUCCAGGAUUUAGAUGAUGAUGUCCGAGCUGUUGCUGCAGCGUCUUUAGUACCGGUAGUGGAAAGCCUGGUUCACCUUCAGUCUCAGAAGGUGCCCUUUAUUCUCAAUACGUUGUGGGAUGCGCUUCUGGAGUUGGAUGACUUGACAGCUUCCACAAACAGUAUCAUGAUCCUUCUUUCUUCCCUUCUAACAUAUCCUCAGGUCCGAAAAUGCAGUGAACUUACAUCAUCUGUGCUGAAGGUAUGGCUGGAACUGUUAAACAAGGCAUCUGUGCAAUAUGUGGUUGCAGCUGCUUGCCCGUGGAUGGGAGCCUGGCUCUGCUUAAUGAUGCAGCCAUCUCAUUUGCCUAUCGACUUAAACAUGUUGUUGGAAGUGAAAACCAGAUCAAAAGAGAAAGCAAGCUCUAAGCUGCGUCAAGGUCAAACCCAGAAUAAGGAAGUGAUUCAGGAAUAUAUUGCUGGGGCAGAGAGCAUUGCAGAAGAUUCAACAACCAGGGAUUAUGUUGUCAUGCGAGCUCGGAUGAUGGCAGCUAAGUUGCUGGGAGCACUUUGUUGCUGUAUUUGCGACCCGGGUGUAAAUACUGUUACUCAAGAAAUAAAGCCAGCUGAAUCACUAGCUCAGCUACUGCUCUUCCAUUUGAAUUCCAAAUCUGCCUUGCAGAGGAUUAGUGUCGCAUUAGUAAUCUGUGAGUGGGCAGCCUUGCAAAAGGAGUGUAAAACUGUGGCCAUUUGCGUGCAGCCACGUUUACUUGGAGUCCUUUCUGAGCACCUCUAUUACGAUGAAAUUGCUGUUCCUUUUACACGAAUGCAGAAUGAGUGUAAACAGCUCAUCUCACUCUUCGCUGAUGCUCACAUUGACAUUGGCAACAGAAUAAACUCUAGUGUAUUUACAAUAGACCAAGCAAAUGAGCUGGUUACGUCUGUUUUCAAUGAAGUGACAUCAUCCUUUACUCUGAGCCCUAAAGUUCUGCAGCAGUUGGAUAGCAAACGACAGCAAGUGCAGAUGACUGUUAAUGAAACAAAUCAAGAAUGGCAAGUGUUGCAUCUGCGAGUCCAUACUUUUGCAGCAUGUGCAGUUGUGAACUUGCAGCAACUUCCAGAAAAGUUAAAUCCUGUUAUAAAACCCUUAAUGGAAGCUAUUAAAAAAGAAGAGAAUACACUGGUACAAAAUUAUGUGGCUUCGUGUAUAGCUAAGCUACUUCAGCAGUGCACGCUAAGGUCUCCUUGCCCCAACUCAAAAAUUAUAAAAAAUCUUUGUAAUUCUCUCUGCGUGGAUCCACAUCUUACCCCAUUAGCAGCGUGUCCUGCACAGCCUCAGGGCAGCCAUGAAAAUUCAAAAGGGCCCAACUCUGAUAAAGAUGGGAUGCAUCAUACAGUUACUAAGCACAGGGGAAUAAUUACACUGUACAGACACCAGAAAGCUGCUUUUGCCAUCACAAGUCGACGAGGUCCUACUCCAAAAGCUCCAAAAGCCCCAAUUGCAGAUCUUCCCACCGGCAGUACUGGGAGUAUUCCUACUGAGCUCGAUGAGGCUCAGAAACCGUAUGUUGUACAGAGAAGAGGAGCAGAAUUUGCCUUAUCAACUAUAGCUAAACACUUUGGUGCUGAAAUGGCAACAGGAUUGCCACAUCUCUGGGAUGCUAUGGUUGGUUCAUUACGGAACAACAUUCACAUAAACAAUUUUGAUCGAAAGUCUUUACUGGAAAAAGGAGAUGCUCCUGCCCAGGAACUUGUGAAUUCUUUACAGGUUUUUGAAACAACAGCAGCUUCAAUGGAUUUUCAGCUUCAUCCUCUGUUAAUUCAGCAUUUGCCUCAUCUUUACAUGUGCCUUCAACAUCCCAGCACUGCAGUGAGACACAUGGCUGCUCGUUGUGUAGGUGUUAUGAGCAAAAUAGCUACCAUGGAAACAAUGAAUAUUUUCCUAGAGAAAGUUCUGCCAUGGCUGGGAGCAAUAGAUGACAACACCAAGCAAGAAGGUGCAAUUGAAGCCCUUGCAUGUGUAAUGGAACAGUUGGAUGUCGGAAUUGUUCCAUAUAUCGUUCUUCUGGUUGUUCCAGUCCUGGGUAGGAUGAGCGACCAGACGGACAGUGUGCGUUUCAUGGCGACGCAGUGCUUUGCAACGCUGAUUAGGCUAAUGCCCCUUGAGGUAAGUAUUCCUGAUCCACCAAACAUGUCUGAAGAACUAAUCCGAAUGAAAGCUAAAGAAAGACACUUCCUGGAGCAAUUACUGGAUGGAAAAAAACUGGAGAACUAUAAAAUUCCAGUACCAAUCAAAGCAGAGCUUCGAAAAUAUCAGCAGGAUGGAGUAAACUGGUUGGCAUUUCUCAAUAAAUACAAACUUCAUGGAAUUCUCUGUGAUGAUAUGGGUUUAGGAAAAACUUUACAAUCCAUUUGUAUUCUUGCAGGAGAUCAUUGCCUCAGGGCUCAAGAAUAUGCAAGAACAAAACUGGUGGACAGUGUUCCUCUUCCCUCCUUGGUAGUGUGCCCUCCCACACUUACAGGACACUGGGUGGAUGAAGUGGGAAAAUUCUGCUCAAAAGAGUAUCUUAAUCCUUUGCACUAUACAGGACCUCCUACUGAAAGAGCAAGAUUGCAACACCAGGUGAAAAGACACAAUCUCAUAGUGGCUUCAUAUGAUGUCGUGAGAAAUGACAUUGACUUCUUCAAAAAUAUUAAAUUUAACUACUGCAUUCUUGAUGAAGGCCACGUAAUAAAAAAUGGAAAAACAAAAUUGUCAAAAGCAGUAAAACAACUGACUGCCAAUUACAGAAUAAUUCUUUCCGGAACCCCAAUACAGAACAACGUCCUAGAGCUGUGGUCAUUGUUUGACUUCCUUAUGCCAGGAUUUUUGGGUACCGAACGCCAAUUUGCAGCUCGUUAUGGCAAACCAAUAUUGGCAAGUAGAGAUGCCCGAAGCUCUAGUCGUGAGCAAGAGGCUGGUGUUCUUGCAAUGGAAGCACUGCACCGCCAAGUGCUGCCAUUCCUGUUAAGGAGAAUGAAAGAGGAUGUACUGCAAGAUCUUCCACCCAAAAUUAUUCAAGACUAUUACUGUAUUCUCAGCCCUCUACAGGUUCAGCUUUAUGAAGAUUUUGCCAAGUCUCGUGCCAAAUGUGAUAUUGAUGAAACAGUUUCAUCAAUUUCAUUGACUGAAGAAACUGAAAAACCCAAACUGAAAGCUACAGGUCAUGUAUUUCAGGCUCUGCAAUAUUUACGGAAACUAUGCAACCAUCCAGCAUUAGUGUUAACAACCCAGCAUCCAGAAUAUAAGAGAAUUACAGAGCAACUUGCAGCUCAUAAUUCGUCCCUUCGAGAUAUCCAGCAUGCACCUAAAUUGUCUGCUUUAAAACAACUGCUGCUGGACUGCGGUUUGGGGAACGGUGGAUCUUCAGAGAGCGGCACCGAAGCUGUUGUGGCCCAGCACAGGAUACUCAUCUUCUGCCAGCUCAAGAGCAUGCUGGAUAUAGUGGAGCACGACCUUCUGAAGCCCCACCUGCCCACGUCCCUGCGACUAGAUGUCAGCAUGCCUGCUGGCCAGAGGCACUCCAUCGUGUCCCGGUUUAAUAAUGACCCAUCUAUAGAUGUUCUUUUGCUUACCACACAUGUUGGUGGAUUGGGACUUAACUUAACAGGGGCUGACACAGUAGUCUUUGUGGAACACGACUGGAACCCAAUGAGAGACCUGCAAGCCAUGGAUCGGGCACAUCGUAUCGGACAGAAACGUGUUGUUAAUGUAUAUCGCCUGAUAACUAGGGGAACUCUGGAGGAGAAGAUUAUGGGUCUUCAGAAGUUCAAAAUGAAUAUUGCAAAUACAGUGAUUAGCCAAGAAAAUGCUAGCCUACAAAGCAUGGGAACAGAACAGCUUCUUGAUCUGUUCACUCUUGACAAGGAUGGAAAAACUGAAAAAGCAGAUACCUCUACCUCUUCUGGGAAAGCAUCAAUGAAAUCAGUGCUCGAAAACCUUGGAGAACUAUGGGAUCAAGAACAGUAUGACACUGAAUACAGUCUUGAAAACUUUAUGCAUUCAUUAAAAUAACCAUCAUAAAUUCUUAAUGCAACUGCUGCUAGUUCACGUAUUUUUCUGCUGAUAUUCAGCAAACUUCAAAGCAUAAAUAGUGAACCUUUAGCUUAAUGUGUAAAUAGACUUAAUUGAAAGAAGAAUCUUCAGAAGACUGGCACUCAGGUGUCACCUGUUUCACUGGGGAGUUACUCUGUCUUAAACAUUUGCACUGUAUAAAAACUUUAAAUGUAAACAUUGUGAGGUGGUUCCAAUUUUACUUGUUCUGAACAGCUGCAAAUUCUUACUGGGUAGAGGAAUAAAACAAGGCAGGUUUUUACAUAUGUUAACAAGUGUUACUUCUGUUUGAAACAAGUCCACCAUUAUUUCUUCCUGUAUCUAUAGAAGUUUUGUACAGAUGUUUCAGUGAGUACUUCAGGUUGUGCAGUGUACAUUUUUUUCUUUUAACCACAACUUGCUUUUAAGAUGUAUUAAAAAAACUUUUCAACUUAAACGUUCAUUCAGAUCAUUUCAGGACUUGCAUUACCGGAGGCAAAGCCUAGAAGCCUUGAAAAUGUUGGCUAAUUAAAUGGCACUAGGUAGGUGUACCCACCUUUGUAUAUU
Messenger RNA from Tinamus guttatus (white-throated tinamou), 6207 nucleotides. The record is from RefSeq and is a predicted model, not a curated record. Lineage: Eukaryota; Metazoa; Chordata; Aves; Tinamiformes; Tinamidae.